This is a messenger RNA of Callorhinchus milii (elephant shark), 3583 nucleotides long. RefSeq names its product B- and T-lymphocyte attenuator-like. The transcript has 6 exons. The record is from RefSeq and is a predicted model, not a curated record. Gene Ontology annotation, molecular function: signaling receptor activity. Gene Ontology annotation, cellular component: plasma membrane. Lineage: Eukaryota; Metazoa; Chordata; Chondrichthyes; Chimaeriformes; Callorhinchidae. Gene Ontology annotation, biological process: immune response-regulating cell surface receptor signaling pathway. The coding region runs from base 205 to 1122 and encodes 305 amino acids.
UAGUGAGAUCGUUCACACUGCAGCUCAUUCGCACAUUGCUAGUGAUACAACAGAGAGAAACCAUGUCAGUACUUGGUGGUUUAAAAGGAUUUCAUUUUAACUUCAUGAAUACUUUGUGAGAAGCAUCGAGGAAGGCAAAAACUUCACUAUUUUAUGUUUUGGUGCUGAUGUUAAUGGUUAAAUGCCUCUGUUUUUUGUAGAACAAUGUGGCUCACCAAAACCUGCAAAUAUAUUUUCAAUGCUUUCUUGCUGCUGUGUGUUGUAUCUUUACAAGGCCAUGAAACCCUUGAUUGUACUCUGGAUGUGGCUUAUUUGAAGCAGACGAUCAAUUUAAAUGUUGGACAACAUCUAAUGCUGAAUUGCACAGUAGAUUUUUGUUCUACGAAUGGACAACUGUCGACAGUAUAUUGGUGUAAAUUUUCUGGGAUCAAAUGUAACCAGUUGAAUACACAUAUUCACAAUGGAGGUGCGAAAUUUCAGAACAAAACAAGAAUGCUUGUGAUUUAUGAAGUUUCUUCUGUUAACCUCAAUGAUAGUGGUACAUUCCAAUGUCAAGCUCAUCAAGGAGUCGAAUUAUCAAUAGGUCAUUCCAUCACUGUGCAUGUGCGAGAGAAUCCAACAGAGGCACCUCAUGCAAUCAAUAUAACUGCUGCUGUGACAAACAACACAAUGAGUACUACACAAGCUUCCAUGCAGACCCCUAGUUGGAUUUUGUAUUGUCUCAUUGGUUUGGGAGUUGUGGCUGCAAUAAUAUUUAUUGUAAUGAUAACAUAUUUUUGCCUCAGAAAUAUUGAAGAUCCCCUUGAAUCAAAAGAAGACAGGAAAAAAAGCAAGCACAGUACUGUGGCAGAAGCAAAUGGAAACUCUACUAUCUAUGAAAAUGAACUUCCUGAAAGGCCGCGUUUUUCUGAUCCAAAUUCCAUUUUUGCUCCUACCAAUAAAAAUCAUCAUACUCACAGUCCUUCUAGACCUUACACAAAUCAAGUGUGUUUCAUCAACGUACCUGUGGAUGACCCGAUUAUUUAUGCCUCAUUGAAUCAAUCUGCUUUAUCGAGAAAACGAUCAAUUAUCUUUACUGAAGAGGAAACCACAGAAUAUGCUGCAAUAAAUAUUAAAGUUUAAAAAGAAUGUUAAGAAAAAGGCAUCAGGGGAUGAGAUUAUCUUUUGGUGGUGCUUUUAGGUUACCCUUUCUCUGAAUCUCAAUGCUAUUUCAAUGGGUUAUCUGUUUGCAUGCUAACUAUUGACAUUUCUCAUUUGAACAGCAGUGUGGUGCUCAAUAUAUUUAAUCAAUAUGAAAAAAACAGACUAUUAGUCCAUUAGUGUCUGGUUGUGAGAUUGGAAUUAUCAAAUGGCAGACUGAAAUUUGAGCAUUGCAUCAUUAUCUGCAGUUGCUUGCUUAUUGCAAUCAACAUAGUAAAAGGUGUACAUUUUACUUUGGUUACUUGAUGCAACAAACAGACCAAUCGGUGGAACAAAGGACACUGCAUUCAGAGGACUAAGAAAAUACAUUUUUAGAACUUUCAUUCCAGAGAUUGUUCAUAUUUUAAUAUUUUAAAAUAAAAGCUAUCAGAUCAGCGAUGAAUAUACAUGGAGCUUUCCAAAGUCAUUCUUAAAAUUUGUAACCUGUAAUAAUCUAUUACAAGAAGAAUGAUUUUCAUCUAACAACUGUGCUGAAUUUAAUUUUUUUAACAAACAGAUUAAUAACUUAAUUGAAUCAAAUGCUUUAAAUGAACAAUAUUACACAGAUUAAUAUUAGGAGAUGAGAAUAAAUCGUGUGUUAAAUAUUGGUCAUUUUUGCAUUUUUGUUUCAAAAUUCAUUCUAAAAGCUUCAAAACUGUAAGCAUUUGCAUUGACUAAAGGGAAUUUGUUGCUUAAAUGAAACCUGUUCCUGCAAUACACAGUGUUUGGACACCUCUCUUGUAUUUGCCAUCAUCCUUCAACAACUUUUUUCUGUUUAAAUACAAAUCUUUAAAGGCAGAUGUUUAACUGUACCAUGCUGAUACUUUAACCAUCUUUCAAUAGCAUUUAAAUUUAGUGGAAAGCACAUUUACUGCAUAUGUUCAGAAUAUGCAGUGUCAUAACAUUUUGAGUAUUGAUCACAAUUAGUUUAUACGGAUUCAUGUCUGCAUGUUGCAGUGGUUAAAAAGUGCAAUAAUUUAAUUUAAUCCAAUGGACCCAGGGGAAAUUAAUUAGAGAAAGGAGGAGUGUAUCUAUAAGAAAUUUCACAGGAGCAACCAAUGACUGCUUCUUGACACAACUUGCAAAGCAAAGUAUUGGCCAGAUAUUACAUGAGAUUGUUUUCCUUCUCGUCAAUAAACUUACCAAUGGGAUUUUCCUAUUACCAGCUCAUGCCACUUAGAUAGGUAACUUAUCAACAAUAAGAAAAUCUUCCCCAUAGUGUUUAGCAGUCCACCACAUCUGAUCAGUAACCCAGAUACUGCUUCAGUGACCAGUGAAUAGUUUAUCUCACAUACUGUAUUAAUGGCUAAGAGCAAAAAGAGUAAUAGAGAUGCAUGGUUUGGGGAAUUCAAACUUCUGUGAAAAUAGCUUUCAGGAAGACUAAGUGAUAACACAAAACUCAAAAAGGCAGUUCAGGUUAAUUAACUGGAAUAUUAAAUGAAGUUAAGAAAAAAGAGAGAAGCAAAUUUUAGACAAUUAAAAAUUCAGAGACAUGGUUUUGGCUAUGUUAGCACAGGAUGGUGUUUUAAUGACCAAAUAUAUUCAUUAAGGAAUAGAAAACGAAUGACAAGUGCAUGACAGAUGUGUUAAACAGAAGUUUCACAACAUUUUUCACAAAUAAAAGCUGUGGUCAAAUUCCAGAUCCUGCUGUUUUGCUUCACAAAUAUUUAAUACAAGUAAAGUAUGUCGUCUGUACAUAGGCCAUAGAAUCAUAAAAAUUUACAGAACAGUUUUCAGGUCAACCAGACCUUAGACGAAUGUACUAGUUAGUGCAAUAGGAAUUAGGCUUUGGUUAAUAUUGUUUGCAUGCCAUAAACCCUAUGUGAGAACUGGAGGGUAGCAUGUCUUUACAUACUGUAACAAUUGGUGGUAGUGAAAGAGAGCACAGAGUACCACAUAUUUUCUCCCACUUAAAAAUCUUUUACACCUUUGUUCAAGACAAGUGAAACUAGUUAACCUAACAAAACUUGAGAGCAAUAUGUGGGAUAUUAUUAUCAAUCUUUAUCAGGAGAAACCCAGAUCUACAAAUCAACUUUGAUUUAGAAUAAAUAAUUGCUCAUGAAUCUACUGAAAUUAAUUGAGGAAAUAGUUAAACUAGUGGAUGAGGGAAAUCCAGCAUACAUAAUGUACAGGAUUUUCAAAAGAUAUUUGAUAUUAUUCCACAAACAAGGCUUAUGAUCAACAGUCAUGGAGCUAAUCGUGAACCAGUUUGGAAAUAGAAAGCAGAAAGUAACGAUUGAAGCAGAUGGGUCAAAGAUAUAAAAGUAGAAUCAUCCUACUAUUUGUGAAAGGUUUGUGAAAGCAGUCUGGAAUAUACAUUGAUCGGUACCAUCAGCCAGUGGAAUUAACCGUUUUUACUGUAUAAGAACCAAAUUGUUUUAUUUAUCAGCAUAGUGUUGUGUUC